Molecule: messenger RNA, 2474 nt
Organism: Cyanistes caeruleus (blue tit)
Lineage: Eukaryota; Metazoa; Chordata; Aves; Passeriformes; Paridae
Source: RefSeq, a predicted model, not a curated record
AUGGAAGAGGCUAUGAUUUCAGCAUGUGGGAAUUCUAAUAAAAAUGUGGUAAAUGUGAAUAUCUGUUUCACCUCUUCUUUAAUGCUUUGGAUCUUCAGUUUAAUCAGUGAUCAUAAUUACCGUUGUGUAGCACAUAUCAACUUAAAGAAAGAGCAAGAGAAAUUCUGUAAUAAAGUGUGGAAAUCUGGCAAAGAAAUAGGUGAAGGGCAAAGUAAUUCCAAGCUUUGCAAAACAGACAGCACAAAACCAGAAGGAUCAGUGGAAACAUCAUUGCCUAUCCUCUUAAUUGAGCAUUGUGACUAUUUUGUAUGUUUCCAUAAUGAAGAAAACACAUAUUCUUCCCAGAAUACUUUUUUUUGGAUAGGGACUUCUACUGGCUUGUUAAUAAUUAAUCUGGCAAACUUUGAAUUAGAAGCUGUUUUAUCUUACAGAGAUUACAGUGACCUCAGCAUUCAGAUUGCCAGAUCAUGUGCAUUAACAAGGAAGGCAGCUAAUGGAAAGGUUUUAUGCUUGAUCACCUCGAUGUUUGAAGAUAUGAUUGCUGUGUUGGAAGUUAACCUUGCUGCAUUGGUGAGAACUCAGCACAGUGGUAUUCUCCCAUGUGGAAAUGAGAAAAGUCUAUCAGUUUUUGCCAGGUGUACUUUAUUGGCAAGUUCUCCAUUGUGUAAAGGUUUAAAGAAGAACAUGAAAGAACCUUCUAGGAAAACAGUUGGAGUGACAAACACGGUGAAGGAUAAACCAUUGGUUUUCCAUAAUAAAAUUAAGUCAUCAGGAUAUACAGCAGCACCACGAAUGACCAUGUUUUCUCCAAAUACUAACCUGAAAAUAAAAGAGGCAUCAAAGUGGAAGACCAAUUGUAAAUGUAAAAAUAAAGAAUAUCCUUUGGAAAAUCAUCCUCCAAUCAAAUAUGAGAAAGAGAUAGCUGCUACUUGUAAACCAACUCCAAUUUUUUCUGUUCAAUAUUCUGGGGAUGGAGAGCUGCUGGCUUGUGGCCAGGCUGAUAAAACUGUGCUGAUAUUCAAUUCCAAUCUCACUGAAGUGCAUAAUGUUUUUUCAGGUCAUGAUGGUGCAGUUAACUCUGUUGGCUGGAGCCAUGACAGGAAGUGGUUAGUUUCUGCAUCAGAAGACAGAACUUUAAGGGUCUGGUCAGUCUACAAUAAGGAACCUGCCCUAAUUCUGGGUAAAGAGAAGUUCCAUAAGACUGUACGCUUUGCACAGUUUUAUUUUAUAGAUACAUUUAUAUUGCUGUGUUGUGGAGCUGAAUUUCAUCUGCUAAGUUUCCAUCUAGAUCCCACCAAGGAUGACCUAAAACGAUACAAACAGAGGAGUGUUUGCAAAUUGGUACAGAAAUUUCCCAUGACUUCAACAAUGGAGAUUACCAGUCUUUCAGCAGUAAAUGAGUUCUAUUCUUAUAUUGUACUUACAGCUGGCAGCAACCGAGCAGUGGAAGUUUUUGAUCUCAAUGCAGGCUGCAGCGCUGCAGUGAUACAGGAAGCUCAUGUUAGAUCAGUCCAUCAGAUCUGCCAAAAUAAGGGAUCGUCCUUCAGUGCUCAGCAACCUGAAGCUUACAACCUUUUCCUGACCACAGCUGCGGGUGAUGGCAUCAAACUGUGGGAUUUAAGAACACUGAGGUGUGAACGUCGUUUUGAGGGGCACAGUAGCCGCUGCUAUCCAUGUGGAAUUGCAGUGUCUCCCUGUGGACGCUUUAUAGCCAGUGGAUCAGAUGACAAAUAUGCUUACAUAUAUGAAAUGCAUUCAAGCACUUUUUUACAUAAACUGGGGAGACACACAGAAUCUGUAAUCAAUGUCAGUUUUAAUCCCUCAUCUCCACAGCUCACCACAGCCACCUUGGAUGGCAAACUCCGAUUGUUUCUACCCUGAUACUUGCCAACCUGUGGAGCUUUGGCCAUGGUACUCUGAGAAUAACGACUUGCUGAGAUAAAGGAGACUGGUAACUGGCCAGAAGCAAGUGGCAUAACAUUCCCUUUUAAACUACAGUUUUCUUCUGAUUUUAUUUUCAGGAAGUUCCUCAAGCUGUUCUCAAAGUUUUUCUGUUGUACAGUCUGUUACAUUUAUUGCAAAAAUAAGGGUGAAAGACCACAAAAAGGAGGAGACUAUUCAUUCUGACUUCAUUCUAGCAAAUCACUACAGAAGUGGCUUCCAAAGUUCUUCUUGGGUUCUUUUAGGUAGGUGCAUUCUGUAGUGCUUUGCUAGACAAGGACCACUUUAGACUGGAAAUGCAAGUAAAAUAACAAAUUUCAAUUUUUAAAGCUAGAUCUGUUUGUGACAAAUUUUUAAAUUUAUCUGAAAGAAAGAAGGAUUUUAUGUCUUUCUGAAAUGCCAUGAGAGUCCUUCUGUUAUACAUUUUUGGGGUUACUGGAAUUAGCAUGGAUGUUUGAAGACAGAAUUUUACUGGUUUACUAUUUAUACUGCAUUCUGUAAAUUCCUUAGGGAAUAUGUGACAAAUGUCUUCU